AUGCAAGGGCUUCGUUACCGCCCAGAUCUUCUCAAGGGUGUUGCCGAAGAGCUCACUAAUGAACUCGAGAAAUACGAAGGAUGGUUUUUGCUCGAGCCCCCAAAGUUGAAAAUGAUCUCGGAUCACUUUGCUCAAGAGCUAGAGAAAGGUCUUACCCUUGGGGGCCAAGAGAAAGGACGCAUUCUCACAGUUGAUCUGGGAGGAACAAAUAUCCGCGUAUGUGAUGUCUGUCUUUCCGUGGGGAAGCGAGAGUUCGAGCAACGUCAACGAAAGUACAAGCUUCCGGAAGAAGUCAAGACCAGCACAAAAGAGGUAUUGUGGGGGUUUAUUGCGGACAGAGUUGAAACGUUCCUCGGUGAAAGCCACAGUGAUAUCAAUGCUUCAAACCCACUGCCAAUGGCGUUCACAUUCUCAUUCCCAGUGGAGCAAAGGUCCAUCCGCAGUGGGAUUCUGCAGCGCUGGACCAAGAACUUUUGUGUUUCCGGUGUAGUAGGGCAUGACGUAGUACCACAGCUGGAAGAAGCACUUGCGAAGAAGGUAAAGAUUGGUAGCAUUUUCAGUACUGGCUGUAAUGCAGCAUAUAUGGAGGAGUGCCGGAAUAUCCCUAAGCUGCGUGAUGCAGGCCUGCCCGAAGAUGCAACUGUAGUCAUCAACACCGAGUACGGCGCCUUUGAUAACGAGGGCAAGGUACUACCCUUGACUCCCUUUGACCGUCAAAUUGACGCAGAAUCCGCCCAUCCAGGCACGCAGAUUUAUGAAAAGAUGGUGGCUGGUUUGUACAUAGGAGAGAUGUUGCGUCUGGUGAUGCUGAGAAUGCACGAGAAAGGUAUACUCUUCAAGGGCCAAGAUGUCUCGCGUCUUCGGACCGCGAAUUCACUGGAGACAUCAUUUCUGUCCAGUGUCGAGAUGGACAUUUCAGAGGGCCUCACUGACAUGAAAGAGGAGUUCAAGGAGAACCUCAACCUGGAACUCUCGCUGGACGAGCUGAAGGCGUGUCGUCAUCUUAUCGGCGUUAUCGCGAUGCGCGCAGCGCGUCUCUACGCGUGUGGAAUUGCGGCCAUCUGCAAGAAAAAGAGUAUUCGUCAGUGCCACGUUGGGGUGGAUGGCUCAGUGUUCAGUAAAUAUAGUAUGUUGAAGGGACGGGCAGUCCAGGGCCUUCGUGAUAUUUUUGAUUGGGAGCCAGACAGAUUGGACUUGAUUGCUCUUAACUCGGCCGAGGAUGGGUCUGGAGUAGGAGCAGCAUUAGUUGCAAGUUUGUCUCUUGACCCAAGCGAAUUGGCAAACUGUAACACGGAGGAAUAUAUGUAA
This is a messenger RNA of Penicillium coprophilum, 1308 nucleotides long. RefSeq names its product putative hexokinase (gene hxkB). Gene Ontology annotation, cellular component: cytosol; mitochondrion. The record is from RefSeq and is a predicted model, not a curated record. NCBI's taxonomy places the organism in Eukaryota, Fungi, Ascomycota, Eurotiomycetes, Eurotiales, Aspergillaceae. The coding region runs from base 1 to 1308 and encodes 435 amino acids. Gene Ontology annotation, molecular function: ATP binding; fructokinase activity; mannokinase activity. Gene Ontology annotation, biological process: glucose 6-phosphate metabolic process; intracellular glucose homeostasis; glycolytic process. The transcript is spliced from 3 exons.